Messenger RNA from Drosophila novamexicana, 14992 nucleotides. RefSeq names its product ankyrin repeat and KH domain-containing protein mask (gene mask). Gene Ontology annotation, biological process: innate immune response. Gene Ontology annotation, molecular function: RNA binding; protein binding. The record is from RefSeq and is a predicted model, not a curated record. Bases 121 to 12624 code for a protein of 4167 amino acids. The transcript is spliced from 17 exons. NCBI's taxonomy places the organism in Eukaryota, Metazoa, Arthropoda, Insecta, Diptera, Drosophilidae. Gene Ontology annotation, cellular component: cytoplasm.
AAACCCAAAAUGUCAAAUUCUUUGAAGUAAUUUAUUAUUUAAUAUUUUGUUAAAAAAUUCGUAUUUGUACACGGCAAGCACGCGUGAAUUGAUUUUAAAGGAAGCCCAAUCGAGACUAAAAUGAAUAAUGAUGCGAAAAAUCAUGAUUGCGAUGACUUGAACUUGAAUUUAAAUAACGUGCGCUCUGCGUAUUUAAACAAAAACAAAACAAAGACAACAACAGCUGCAAAACCAACAACAACAACAGCAGCAGCAGCAUCAGCAGCAACAACAACUAUAACAACACAAAUUAAAGCUAACAGCGCAUCUGCACAAAGAAUUGCAGCAUCAAAGAACAACAACGUCAGACAGGUGAAUUACACCGGUCCGCGGAUUGCAGCCGCCCGACACUCGAUAGCGGCUGCGCUCAUUGCGAACAACAUCAAGAACAGCAAUAACAACAGCACUAAGAAGCAGGCUGUCAAGCAUGAGCCGACUGUUGUUGCCAAGGAUCUGACAACCAAUACAGCAGCAACUGCAGUUGAGCUGAGUCAAUUGAAGCAGAAAAGCACCAGCAGCAACAGCAGCAGCCACAACACAAGUGUCAGUUUAAAAGUUAACAGCAACAGCAGCAACAACAACAACAACAACAACAGCGCGUUAGCCACUGCCAAUACUAACAGUACUACCAGUUACAAUAACAACACCAACACCAACAACAACAACAACAACAAAAUGUCUAAAACUGCUGCCAGCAAAACAAACGCGCAAUGCGAUGCGGCUGCGGCCGCAUUCGUUACAGCUGGCACCACAACCACGCCCACAGCCACGCCCAUGCCCGCCACAACAACAGCAACAGCAACCACAACAAUAAGUGAAUCGGCAACCAUGAACGCACCCAUUGCGGCCGCUGCAGCCGCCAAAUUUCGAGCGGCUAUUGCCUCUGCGCCUGCGCCCGCGCCCGCACCCGCACCCACGCCAACCAGCUCGAAAAAAACGCGAGCUGCUUACGCAGCCCUCAAGCGGCAGGUAGCCAUGCAACAGCAGCAGCAACAAAAUGCCACGCCUUCUACUGGAGCAACAGGAUCAGGUGGAUCUGGUGCCGCCCCCGCUAGCAGCACAGACUCUGCGCAUUUGAAAUUCGCAGCAACAACUCUGCUAAUGGGCGCCGCUGCCGCUGCUGCCGAUAGCAACGCUGGCGCUGCUGUUGGCCUCGGUCUGCCGCCGCAAACGAGCAGCUCGGCGGCAACAGCUGUCGCUGUGCUCAAGCAAAAGCUGAAGGAUGUGGGCGCCAUUUCAAAUGCCGCUGCUGCCGCUGCAGCAGCCGCUGCGAAUCGUUCAGCCGCCGCCUCAUCAUCCACAUCCUCCAACUCCUCGCCACUGUCAUCGUCGGUGGGCAUUGUGAAUGCCAUUUCAUCGGCAUUGCAGAACAUCAUAACAACGGAUACAGAUACGGAUACUGAGUUCUAUCCGCAGCCCGUCACCACAGAUCUUUCUGAAUCUGAGGAGGAGUCUGUCUCCGAGAUCCUAUUGGCAUUCUUGUGUUUAAGGCCAGAUCUCCUGGAUGAUAUACCCGAGUCUGAUCGCGAUAGCUGUCCGCAUGAGGAAGGCGAAGUGCGCGAAGAUGAUGACGAGACGGAAGAGGAAUCCGAAGAUUCAGAUGAAUCUGAGGGUGAUGACGAGGAAGAAGAUGAAGAGAUUGACGUACUGCAAGAUAACGAUGCUGAUGAUGAGGACAUCGACGAUGAGGAUGAUGACGAAGAUGCGCCAGAGGUUAAGAACUUUAUGCUUGAGCCCAACAACAAGCGUUCAAGUAAUCUCACGGCCCUACUGGAGGCAGCCGCAAACGAGAAGGCACCCGUACUUCGACACGCCACCCACGCGAUCGAUGAGACGAAGCAGGCGCUAACCAAAAUGCGUUGUGCGAACAGUCCGCGCGACAAAAAUAGUGGUUUCUCGCGCAGCCUUGCCAACGCCUGCGCGGACAAUGAUGUCAACACGGUGAAGCGUUUACUUUGCAAAGGCAACUUAAAUGAAGCAGCAGCCUCCACGGACGAGGGCGAGUCGUUAUUGUCGAUGGCUUGUUCCGCGGGCUACUAUGAGCUGGCACAGGUUUUGCUGGCUAUGUCAGCAGCUCAAGUCGAGGACAAAGGCCAAAAAGACUCGACACCACUAAUGGAAGCUGCCUCAGCGGGACACUUGGACAUUGUUAAACUGCUGCUUAGCCACAACGCCGAUGUAAAUGCGCAUUGUACAACUGGAAACACACCUCUAAUGUUUGCCUGCGCUGGGGGUCAGGUGGACGUUGUGAAAGUGCUGCUAAAGCAUGGCGCUAACGUUGAGGAGCAGAACGAGAACGGACAUACACCGCUAAUGGAGGCUGCCUCUGCUGGCCACGUGGAAGUAGCCAAGGUGCUGCUCGAACAUGGCGCCGGUAUCAACACCCACUCGAAUGAGUUUAAGGAGAGCGCACUUACAUUAGCCUGCUAUAAGGGUCAUUUGGAUAUGGUGCGUUUUCUUCUACAAGCGGGCGCUGAUCAGGAGCAUAAAACUGAUGAAAUGCACACGGCACUAAUGGAGGCUUCAAUGGACGGACACGUGGAGGUGGCGCGCUUAUUAUUGGACUCUGGAGCGCAGGUUAAUAUGCCAACUGAUUCAUUUGAGUCACCGCUCACACUUGCUGCCUGUGGUGGUCACGUGGAGCUCGCAACGCUGUUAAUCGAGCGCGGCGCCAACAUUGAGGAGGUCAACGAUGAAGGGUACACGCCCCUCAUGGAAGCAGCGCGUGAAGGGCACGAGGAAAUGGUGGCACUGCUGCUCAGCAAGGGAGCUAACAUAAAUGCCACCACUGAGGAAACCCAGGAAACUGCCCUCACACUUGCCUGUUGUGGUGGCUUUAGCGAAGUGGCCGCUUUUCUCAUUAACGGAGGUGCCAAUUUAGAGCUAGGCGCUUCUACGCCACUCAUGGAAGCUUCACAGGAAGGUCACACCGAUCUGGUGCGCUUCCUGUUGCAGAACAAGGCUAAUGUGCACGCCGAGACGCAAACUGGAGACACAGCACUAACGCAUGCCUGCGAGAAUGGGCAUACAGAUGCUGCCGGUGUGCUUCUGUCGUAUGGCGCCGAACUGGAGCACGAGUCCGAAGGUGGGCGUACACCACUGAUGAAAGCCUGUCGCGCCGGUCACCUGUGCACUGUCAAGUUCCUCAUACAAAAGGGCGCCAAUGUGAAUAAGCAGACAACCAGCAAUGAUCACACUCCUCUCUCACUGGCUUGCGCCGGUGGACAUCAGUCUGUGGUUGAGCUGUUGCUCAAGAACAAUGCCGAUCCCUUUCAUAAGCUCAAGGACAACAGCACAAUGCUGAUCGAGGCCUCCAAGGGUGGCCACACACGUGUUGUGGAGCUGCUCUUUCGCUAUCCGCACAUCUCACCUACAGAUCUAGCUCCGGGCACAAGUUCCCAGACAGUUAAUCAAAUACGUCAGCAAAAGAUAUUGCAACAGCAGAUACAACAUCAGCUGCAGAUGCAACAGUUGACUGCCCCUCCCGGCCUGCACGAGGUGUCUGAGGCAGCACGCGCCAACAAUCAGCAACUGUUAUAUCAGCAGCAAUUCAGCGGCAAUUCCCCCAACAACAUUGUGGCCCUAGGCACUGGUGAUUUUCUAGAUGCUGGUGAGCUUCAGCUAACGGCGGCUACUGCUUCUAGCGUCACGGAUGCGGCAGCCACAGAGGAGUAUGUCUCUGCUGUGGGUGGUGCCGGUGGCGGUGGUAUUGACCUGACCACGCUGAGCGCACAACAGCAAGAGGGCCUUAUUGCCAAAUCGCGGCUAUUUCAUCUGCAGCCCGGAUUUGAGCAACAGCAACAAACGACACUGCCACCAACUGGUGCUCAGCUGGUACCCUGCAAGCAUUUUGAUCUGGACAUGGAGCACAUUAACUCGCUUACGCCUCCACAAAAGGCACCGCCAGCGCCACCUGUUCUCUUGCACACUGUUUGCCAGCAACCUGUUCUACAGCAACAACAACAGCAUCAGCUGCAGCAACAGCAGCCAAAGCUCAAGGGUGUUGGUUCUCGCAAGAAUCGCCAGCUUUUAAACGAGCUGAAGACUAUUGGCUUACCGCUGGAGGCAAUUGAUUUGCCGCUGGAACAGCAUUCUGAUCAAGUGCGCUCACAGCCCCUAGGCGAGGAUGACAAACAGCAGCAACUACAGCAGCAGCAGCAGCAGCAUCAACAGUUUGCCUGUGCUGGAGACGAAUCGCGUUUGCAGAGGCGUCGCGGCUUUGAUGCACCCUGCGAGGCUACCGAUGGCAGCGACGCAAUUUCGGAAACCAAUCCAAAAGUUGCCGCUGCCAAUGAUAGCAAUCAAAGUACAUACACUGCUAACGAGAACAGUUCACAAACUCCGGCGCUCAAUACUAGUGGCUCUGGCGCAAUAACCCACUCAUCGGAAGUGCUGCAGAGCACUGCAAUUUGCGAUCGGCCCAAGGUGAAGGCCAGUAACAAGAAUAAUCGUAAACAGGCGGCUGCAUUAGCAGCCCAGACAUCGGCUGCCUCAACACCAGGGGGACAGCAGGGCCAGGUGUUGCCUCUGCAGCAGAAUCAAAUGGUCUCCAUUUACAACAACUUGCAAUUGCAGCAGCAACAGGAGCUUCAGUUACAGCAGCAAAUGCAGCAAACGCAGCUACAAUUGCAGCAGCAUCUGCAAUUGCAUCAUCAGCAGUGCGCCGCCUCUGUUGUGGAUUACUCCAAUUCGCCGGCCUCGCCAAUGGCUUCCCCAACAGGCUGCACUGGUAACAGCUUUGGUGAUCAGCAGCAACAGAAACAGCCGCCAUUGGAAGGAACUGGCAGUGAAGUGCUGCAGCACAAGGCUGCCAUGGAGGAGUUUCGUGGCCUGCUCGAGACAGCGGUCGUCUAUGAGUCAAGGCGUGGCAAUUCGCUGGCUCGAUUCAAUGAUAAGCUGGCCAAUGCUCCGCAAUUGAAGUUCUUUAAGGAUGGUUGGCAGAUGCACAAUUUUUUUGGAGAGCAACCCAAAUCCCCAACUGAGACGCCGCCUGAAAUGGAAGAGACGAUCAUGUCGCCAAGUAUGGAACGUGUCGAAACCCGGGCCGAAAUGAAGAAUCUGGCCACGCUCUGCUCUGCAGCCGCCAUGGCGGCUCAGGUGACAGCGGCAAAUAAGGAAAUCGACGAAAUUGCUACCGAUAUCGAGAGUGAUGAGGGUGAGGCCGAUGGUGAAGAAAAUACGCUGCCACCGGAACCUAUUGAGCUGACUGAUACUAUCAUAGAGGAGGAGGUAGUGGACGAUGACGACGAUGAAGAUGAUCCGGAUACCCAAAGCGGUGAAAUUGAUAAACUCACCUAUGAUGACGAUGAUGCGGAUGGGGAUGUUGACUACAUUGACGAAGACGAUGGCGGUGAGGACGACGAUGAGGACGACGAGUUCUUCCUGGACGUCGAUGUGGCCGUUGGCGAUCAGAGCGACGCCAACUCAAAAAGUGGUGCCGCUCUGCCUCCAAAGCAACGCAAAAUAUCAACAAGACUGGAGAAUCUAAUACUAACCAAACCCGAUGUGUUGUCUCAAUCAAUAUGCGAUUUCCGUCAGGAUAUGCCCAAUUCUGAACUGAUGCAUAUGCUGCCCAUUAAGGCGGCGGCCGCCAAUAAUGCAGCUUUGAAUAGUCUACUUCAACAGCAACUGGCAGCGGCCACUGCAGCAGCUGUGCACGCCAAGGCUCACAGCCAGCAGCACCAGGAUUCAGAGCAGUGUGAUGAUGCAGCAGCUGCAGCUGGGGAGCUGUAUGCCGGCCUAGAACACUUUGCAAGUGAUGGGGCCGAUGGAGGACAGUAUGACAUAACUGGUGAAAUGGAGGACAUAUUCCAGGAGCUGGCCAGCAAUCUGCACUAUCCAGAACUCGCCGAGUUCAGCCUUAAUCAGAUGUGCAAGGGAAGAUUCACUGGUCAUUGGUCACAAUCGUCCGGCAAAUGGAGCGGUCAGGAGCAGCUAUUGGCAGCAGCAGCUGCACAGCACUCGCAGGCGUUAUUGAGUGCCGGUGAUGCUUCAACGGACGCACAGCAGCGUCAAGCGAAUCUCGUGCUUCUGGAUUAUCCCAUGCAGUCGCAACAGUCGCUGCAGCAACGCUUGCUUGAUCCCGAGGAGCUGCAGAACAUGCAGCACCAGCAGACGCCUGUUGCAUUAUUGCCGUUCUCUGCGGACAAUGCCGCCGCUGGUGUUGCCACACAGCAACAACAGCAGCAGCAAAUUCAUUCAGCACUGCCCAACACCGCCGAGUUCCAGUUGCAGCAUCAGCAGCAGCAAAUGACGUUGGAAGGUGAUUCCGAGUUGAAGCAACAGUUGCAACAACUGCAUCAUUUGCAGCAGCAACAACACUCGAAUGCGCGCAUCAUUAAAGCCGUCGCAGCGGCAACCGGCCAACAACAACAACAACAGCAGCAGCAGCAGCAGCAACAACAGCAGCCGGCUGCCAAUUUUGUAUACAACGUGGAGAGCGGCGACAAGAAUGCGCCGCCAGUGCAGUUCUUGUUCCAGCUGCCACCGACCAUGGCGCAACAACCGCAGCAGCAACAGCAACAGCAACAACAACAGCAGCAGCAGGCUUUGGGCGAUCAGACAUCAGAUCAACAGAGCCAUCAACAACAAUUACUGCACUGUGAACAACAGCAGCAGCAUAUGUUUCAGCAACGCGCUGAGCGACUGCUUCAGCAGCAACAGCAGCGACCAUCCACACAAAGCGAAUUGGAGCAGGUGGCGCAAGAGUUGCUGCUGCAGCAGCGGCAAUCACCCGCCGUCGGUCCUGUUGGUGUUCAGGCGAUGCCCAUUCCCCAAAGUCUAAAGCAGAAGCACUUUAAUUUGCAGGAGCAGCUUUUGCUGCACCCCCCGCCACAUAUGCAGGCGCCUACAUGCGUACAGCACCAGGUGUCCACACAGACGCAUACUGGCUCCGUUGUAGUGCCUCAGCAGUUUACACAGUUUGCGCUGCAGCAGCAGCAGCAGCAACAACAGCAGCAGCAGCACCAGCAGCAGCAGACAACCCAACAACAACAGCAGCAAAAUGAACUAUCCAUUUGGCCAAUGUCCACGCCCAACACAGCAGCAGGGACAGCGGGAACUGGCGCCGCCAAGUCAAUGCCAGGCGGCAUUGCCAAGAAGGCAAUUGACAAGCAAUCUCGCAAGGAUCGACGCUGUUCCGGUUUCCGCCAAACACCAGCUGGAAGUCAAGUCAAUACCAAUCAGCAUCAGCAGCCGGUGGCAACAGCAACGGCGGUGGCGGCGGCAGCCGCAGCGGCGGCUGCUGCACAACAACAGGCACAAUUACAAAAUCAGCUGGCGGUUGCAGCCGUGGACAAAACAAUAGAGAUUGAUUCGGAAACAGAGUCAAAUCAUGAUACGGCACUGACGCUCGCCUGCGCUGGUGGCCACGAAGAGCUGGUGGAGCUGCUCAUCAGUCGGGGUGCAAAUAUCGAGCAUCGUGACAAAAAGGGAUUCACGCCUCUGAUACUGGCAGCCACAGCGGGACAUGAAAAGGUUGUAGAGAUUCUGCUCAAGCAUAAUGCUGAGCUAGAGGCGCAAUCGGAACGCACCAAGGACACUCCAUUAUCGCUGGCGUGCUCUGGUGGUCGCUAUGAAGUGGUCGAGCUUCUGCUCGGUGUCGGUGCCAAUAAGGAGCAUCGCAAUGUGUCCGACUACACACCACUCAGUUUGGCCGCCAGUGGUGGCUAUGUGAACAUCAUCAAACUGCUGCUCAACCAUGGCGCGGAGAUCAACUCUCGUACUGGCAGCAAACUGGGAAUUUCGCCAUUAAUGUUGGCUGCCAUGAAUGGACAUACGGCUGCGGUUAAACUGCUGCUGGAUCAGGGAUCUGAUAUAAACGCACAGAUUGAGACAAAUCGUAAUACGGCACUGACGCUCGCCUGCUUUCAGGGUCGUCAUGAGGUAGUAAGUUUACUGCUCGAUCGACGGGCCAAUGUCGAGCAUCGCGCCAAAACCGGCCUGACACCGCUGAUGGAGGCCGCAUCUGGCGGCUAUAUUGAAGUGGGUCGUGUACUGCUGGACAAGGGUGCCGAUGUAAACGCAGCGCCUGUGCCUACGUCGAGGGAUACAGCCCUCACUAUUGCCGCCGACAAGGGGCACCAAAAGUUCGUAGAACUGCUUUUGUCGCGCGGCGCAAGCGUUGAGGUGAAGAACAAAAAGGGUAAUUCACCUCUUUGGCUGGCUGCACACGGUGGUCAUUUGAGCGUCGUGGAACUGCUGUACAAUCACAAUGCAGACAUUGAUUCACAGGAUAAUCGACGCGUCUCCUGCCUGAUGGCCGCUUAUCGCAAGGGCCACACCAAAAUUGUGAAAUGGAUGGUACAGUAUGUGUCCCAGUUUCCCUCGGACCAGGAAAUGAUUCGGUUCAUUGGAACUAUUAGCGAUAAAGAGCUGACUGACAAGUGCUACGACUGUAUGAAAAUCUUGCGGUCCGCCAAGGAAGCACAGGCGGUCAAGGCCAACAAGAAUGCCUCCAUAUUGCUAGAAGAGCUCGAUUUGGAGCGAACACGCGAGGAAAGUCGCAAAGCGGCCGCAGCUCGUCGUCGCGAGCGCAAAAAGAAGAAAAAAAUGGAAAAGAAAGAGGAGAAGCGACGCCAGCAACAGGUUAGCAAUGGACCCAACGGCGGCGAUGAUGACCAGCAAGGCGACGACGACGAUGCUAGCGACAAUGACAAGGACGAUGACACUGACAAGGAGGACGACGAUGAGGAAACGCCGCCUGCACGCGAAGAAGGCGAUUCGGGCAUUGAUCAAGGCUCCUGCUCCAGCGGCGAUACAAAAGCGACGCGCCUUAUUACCAACCCGCCGGACAAUGUCAAUGCUAAUGGCAGCGGCAAUCCCUCGGCCAAAAAGACUAAGAAGCAACAACAGUUACAGCAGCAGAAGACUAAAACGCAGCAACAGAUUCUACCCGGCAGCGAAGCAGUCUCCACAUUACCAGCUGUUGCUCCAGUUGCUCCCACGCCCAAUGGAAAGAGUGCCGUUGCGGUUAAAAAACUGCCAGCAACUGAGAGCGUUAAACUGCCGUCCAGCAGCAGUCAACAAUCGGUUGGCCAGCAACUGAAGCGUCAGGCUGAUGCUAAAAAGGAGGAAACACUAGCGGCAACAACACCUGCAACAACUACACCCACUGCCAACAGCAGCAAGAAAACAGCUAAGGAAACAACCAGCAACAAGCGCGAAAAGGAAAAUCUGGCACCCAAGGAGUCCAUGCCAGUGCCAAAGCCACAAACUCCUGGUUCGACCAGCAAAUUGCAGCCGGUUAGCAACGAUUCCGCCAGCAACAUUGCAUCGCGCAAGGAUGUCGUAAAAUCGGGCAGCUCAACGGCUGGCACUGCGCAGGCCAAGCGUAGCGAAGUGGACGGCUGGAAGGAAGUGGUGCGCAAGAGUAGCGCCCAGCAGACGACAAUUGUAGGCUCGUCGGCUGGUGGCAUUCCCUCAAUUGGCGCUGGCGGCGCGGGCAGCACAAACGUAACGCCCAACAACUCGACGACCAGUGUGAAUAGCGGCGGGGCUGGGCAGCAUCAUCAUUCGGUGAGCAGUUCCAGUUCAAGCUCACUGGCCACCUCCGCACCAGAAAUGACAUGCAAGAAGGUGCAGGUGCCGGUAAAUGCCAUAUCACGUGUAAUCGGACGCGCCGGCAGCAACAUCAAUGCUAUUCGUGCCACCACUGGCGCCCACAUUGAGGUAGAAAAACAGGGCAAGAAUCAAUCGGAGCGCAGCAUUACCAUUAAGGGUCUAACCGAUGCCACAAAGCAGGCUCACAUGCUCAUUCUUUCGCUUAUCAAAGAUCCCGAUGUGGACAUAUUGCAAAUGUUGCCACGCAUCAACAGUAGCAUUAAGGCGGGCGCCACAAGUGCAGCCUCCGGUGGAGCCGGUAGCAGCUCUGCGCAAAUGACUGUCGGCACCUGGGAUAAUCGCACGGCUGCUUUGGGUGUAUCGGGCACAACGGCUGUGGGUAAUUACUCCUCGGCUGCAUCUACCACAUCCACAUCGUCGAGCUCCUCGGCCAGCUCAACGCCGGCUGUGGCAUAUAGUAACGCGCAAGUCCACAAUGCCAAACAACAGGCACCCGCUAGCGGCGCCAAAGCACAAAGCGGACGGGGUGGUGCCUCCAAGUCGAAUGCUGCCGGCGGAAAAGCAUCAAGUUCGUCGCGUGGUCAGAGCAGUCGAGCAUACAGUAGCUCGCAGCAGCAGUCGGCACGUGGCGGCACUUCCUUAUCCUCUUCCGCCAACGGUGUGGUCUCCACUCAAGCAUCGAAAACUAAACAGGAAAACUCAAGCACGGUCAAGUCGUCAGCCACGUUUACCAAUCAAAAGGGCUCUGCAGCAGUACAAGGCAAAUCGUCGCAGAGCUUUGGGAUGAAGGCAGCGCCAACUGCGACACAAUCGCCCAAAAAGCUGGAUACCAUUGGCGGCGUUAGUGCCAUCGGUGGACGGAGCAGCGGCGGUGUAGUUGUUGCGCCCUUUGGGCGUGGCAAGCCUGUGGGUGGCGCAAUUGCAUCCGUUUCGCAGCUGGGCAACAGUAACAGCAACACAUUGGCUGGACCAAUUGGCACCUUCAACGUGGCUGAUGUAGCCGCAGUGAAUGCAGCAGCAGCGGCGGCCGCUGCAGCCAGCGCAAACAACAACAGCAGCAACAACAAUAACAAUACCAACAGUAACAAUAACAGUAACAAUAUCGGCAACAACAACAACAACAACAACAGUAGUGGUAGCAGCAAUAAUGCCAAGCCACGCGCAGUUACGCCCAUUGCGCCGCCUAGCAAACGCAUUACCUCGCCCGUACCACAAACUCAACAGCAGCAGCAGCAGCAGCAGCAACAGCAACAGCAACAACAACAACAACAACAACAACAACAACAACAACAACAACAACAACAUCAACAACAACUUCCGCAGCAGCAACAAAAGCCACCACAAAUGCAAUCCCAAACAAAUAACAAUCAACCUCAAAAUUUGGUUAUCAAUACAAACAUAUUGAACGAUCUUAUGGCGGCUGAUAGCUUUAGUGCUCAACUGGCCGCCAAGCUGUCCAGCGCAUACUCCCUGUUCAGCGACUAUCAACAGUCGCAGUGGGGCAAACUGGCCGUCGAUGGGAAUGCAGCUGCUGGCAACACAGGCACUGGCAAUGCUGGCGGCUGUGGUCUUAAUACCAUGGUCGGCGAUGUGCUGCCACAGGCUGAUGCCUCCAAGGCACCGGGUUAUAAUCGCAACAUACUCAGUUCGCCGGUGGGCAGCUCAAAGGCCUCCUCGAAUCAUUCGACAUCGCCGCCAGUGGGCAACGCAGCGAUACCCAUGCAACAGCAGUCACAACAGCAGCCUCAGAACAGCCAGCAGAGCGUGCAACAAGCACUCAAUAUAAUUACCAGUGGUGCUGGCAGCGCGACAGCUGCAAGAUCACCGCUGGUAGGCGAGGCGGGAGCAGGCGGCAAUGGUGUCGCAGCAUCUGGAGUGGUGUCUGUCAAUGGCACGCAGGGUCAUGGCGAUGGGAACAGUGCGGCAUCUGCCCACUCGCCCGGCGUCAUUAAGCCGCCGACAGCACCAAUACAGAGGCCUACGCUUCCUAUGCAAAUGACCGCACCGGAGUCGACAACUGGUAGCAAUCUUGGAUCGGCGGCUGCUGCUGCUGCUGCAGCAGCAGCAAUAACGGCCAAUACUGCUAUGAUUGAUCGCCAGGUGCAGGAUUUGCAGCGUCUGCAGCGUCUUUAUGAUAAAGUUGGCACUCCCCAGCAGCUGCUUAACUAUCCCAUGGAGUCCUCGACGCCCUAUAUGGUAGAUGGAAUGAUGCGAGCGAAUCCUCGACCCUCAGUUUUUGCGCUUGGCAACAAUAAGGCGCAACAGCAGCCACCAACUGGCAGCAGUCAGACACAGGCCGCACAACAGUCUAAUAUGUUUGGCAAUCAGGGUCGACAAGCGCCUGGUGCACGUCCACAGCCCGUGGGCGGAGCAGCUGCUGUGGCACAGCAGCGCUGGUAUGGCGGCGCUUUAGAGUAUCCUGCUUAUAGCGGACGCGACAUGCUACAUCUAGAAAAUGGCGGUGCCUUGGCGGGAUUGAGCUCACCAUCUGCCAUGUCACCCAAUCAUGAUGACAUACGCAAGAUGCCGCGGCCCAUUGGCACUGAGCGUGCAGCUGCAUCAUGGAAGUACAACAACUACAAUGUGGCCGCAACAACACUCGGCAUGGAUGAUUCGCUUGUAAACGUUCACGUGCCGUGGGCUCAUGAGCCCAAGGCGCAGCCUCCAGGCCUACAACAACAACAGCAACAACAGCAGCAGCAACAGCAACAACAGCAGCCACCCAAUUGGCUAAAACAGCACUACAGGCCCUACAACAAUGGGCCCUAUCCGCAACAGCACGAGCCAAUGAAUAUGCCCAUGGAUUUUCACAAUAUGCAGCAGCAGCAGCCGCCCCCGCCACCACCACAGCAGCAGCAGCACCAGCAGCAUGUUAAUCUGAUGCCUCCCUCGUAUGGUUUUCAACACUUUGUGGGCGCGCACGGGGCAGCCGAUGUGUCGUCGCAUUUGCCCGAUAAGGUGGAGGUCUGGGAACACCAUGACAAGCACCCAUGGGCUAAUUAUACCUCAAACUGGUCAAAUUGAUGCGCGAGCGAACAGCAAGCUGCAGCUAAUGAAUGGACAUCAGGCUGGCAUGCUGCAACAGAUUAGAUCAGAUGAUGUUGCAUCUGUAUCUGAUCCAAUCUUAUCGGAUUAGACUACAUAUAACAAGGACAAGCAAAAGUCGUUGCCAAUAUAGAUGAAAGGAGUGCACAGCAAUACAAUAACCGGGCAAAGUCGUCAUAGAAAUGAAAUGCCAAUUGAUUCGAUUGUUUUUCAACAUUUUCUAUGCGGCUGCACGCACACCAAACACAAUUUCAGACACAAAUACACACCCACACGUACAGUUACACAACAACAAGCACACACACCCUCCCCCACCCACAUCACAUGCACACAAAUCAAUCGACCGACUCUCGAAUGCAGUGAAACAAAGAACCUUGGCCUUGUUCAUUAUUAGUUCACAAUUUAAGUUUUCUUUACCUUGGGCAACUAUUUAAAUUCACAGGUAAUUUGAAAUUUGGCAAAAAUCUUCCGAUUAGAACAUCAACAAGCUCCCCACCCCUCCUUCCCACACACACAUACACACACAUACACGCACACACACGCACACACACGCACACAUACACACACACACACACACACACACACACUGAGAACUGCACAACACACUCGUAUACUUGAAUAAAUACAUACACACACACUCGAAGACAGAAAUCAUGGAAAAAUUAUAUAUUAUUUAUUUUAAAUGUAAUUUGAAUAAUUUGAUAUUCCUUGAAGUAAACAAAUGUAUAAGCUAUUAUUUCGUGUGAUCAAACGAUGAAUCGAAAGGAGAGAAUCUAAUGAAGGAAAAGCACACACACAUUUAAUUUUAAGCUAGAACUCAGUCCUUUGAAUGAAAAUUAUAAAUAAUAUGAAAUUAGCGAAAGCUAAAAUCAUUACCAAACUUUAAACACAAACAUUAAAACAGAUAACACACGUAUGUAUAUAUAUAUACAUAUGUAUAUAUAUAUAUAUAUAUAUGUAUAUGUAUAUAUAUAUAUGCAUAUUUAAAAUUAAUUAAUAAAAAUGCCACAACAUGAAUAUUGAAACUGUAAAACUAGGCGCGCACUUUUUCUUCUCGAAAUGUUAAAAUGUCGACAGGUGGGCCUUGAUUAAAUCCUAGCUAGAAUAAAAACGGAAGCUGAAUAAAAGAAAGGAAAUAUAGGAAGCAAUAAUAAAUGCUUGCAGCAACAAUAACAGCAGUAACAAAAAACGCAUGAAAUUUACUUAAAUAUUCUACUAAGCUACAACAAAAGCUUAACAUUAAAUUCACUAACUGUUAAAACUAUGCGAAAAUCUACGAAAAGAAAAUGAAGCGAAUACAUAAUACAUGCGAAUACGCACACUCAAAUCUAAUACAUAAAAAAAAUUAAAUUUUUAGAGACUUGUUUUGUGUUAAAUUUGGCGUGGUCAUUUUUGACUGUACUUUAGUUCUCCUCAACUUGCACAGGGAACGGAUACUAGGAAUGUAGCUAGUAGAAAUUUGAAUUGCUUAAAAUUAACUUAAAGUAAAGCGAGCAUAAAGGUCGAGUAACAGUUUAAUAUUCCACUUAAAUACAAAAAUGCAUAAACGAAAUAAAUGAUAAACGGCUUGCCAACUUUUUAAUGCUUAUCCGACACUACGCGUAGCAGGUCCUAGAGAUAGAGCACAACAAUAAAUAGCAUAGAACGUGUUUCCACAAAUACAAAACUAUACAAAAACAACAACAACAAGAACAACAAGAAAAUAUGUAAAAACACUCGAUAAAUAAAUCUUGAUAAUAAACAGCGCGCUAACUGGCCAAUCGGUGCCGUGUGGCAGUAAUUGCUUUGUAAAAUGAAAAGAGUAUAACGAAAUAUACUUAUAUAUAUAUAUAUAUAUAUAUAUAUAUAAACAUAUAUAUUCAUAGACAAACGACGUAUGCACGCGUAUGCGUGUGCACAUUUGCGCUAAAUGGCCAACACUUGCAUAAAGAAAAAAUAAAAUAAAAUAUGAUAUGAGAUCAACUUUAACAGCGUUAAAACAACUAAUUUAAGAGAAUAAAAACGAGAAUAAACAAUAUAAUUUUUUUUGCCUGUUUGGUUUGUUUGUUUCAAACAUUGUUUUAGCUGCAAGCAAAUUAUGUAAUGAGAGCAAAAUGCAAAGAUUCGUUGAGAUAAUUAAAAAAAAAACUUGUCACAUAAAUACAUGCAAACACACACACAUACAUACACACACCAGACGGAUCAUAAAAAAAAUCAGAAAGUAACAAGUAAAUAGCUGCUUGUGCAGAAACAGCCGUUAUUUAGAUUCUUUAUCUAAACAAAGCAUAAUAAUAUAGAAUUUUUUUCAUGCGAAAAAAAUGAAAUUCAUAGAUUUAUUAAUUUAAAAAUUAUACAAAAAGUACUUCAA